Molecule: messenger RNA, 1928 nt
Organism: Chenopodium quinoa (quinoa)
Lineage: Eukaryota; Viridiplantae; Streptophyta; Magnoliopsida; Caryophyllales; Amaranthaceae
Product: NAD-dependent protein deacetylase HST1-like
Exons: 3
Coding region: 675-1181 (168 amino acids)
Source: RefSeq, a predicted model, not a curated record
AAAAAUUUGGUCAUUUAAUGCACGUAUACACUAUAGUUCUUAAGAAUUUACAUUAGAGAAUUUGGUUAAUCUUCUGGGAUGUUGAAAUUGUCAUAAAAUUGUGGAUUUCUCAAUUUUACUUUUUAAUAUUAACCAAACAUUAAACAACAUAAACAAAAAAAAAUAUCAUGAAAAAUUUGGUCAUUUAAUGCACGUAUACACUACAGUUCUUAAGAAUUUACAUUACAGAAUUUGGUUAAUUUUGUGGGAUGUUGAAAUUGUCAUAAAAUUGUGAUUUUCUCAAUUUUACUUUUUAAUAUCAAUCAAACAUUAACCAUCAUAAACAAAAAAAAUCAUGAAAAAUUUGGUCAUUUUGAUCAGUGAUUGUUUUGAAAAAUAAAAAAAAAAUGUCUGAGCCCGGGUUCGAACCGGGGACCUCUAGUGUGUGAGACUAGCGUGAUAACCGACUACACCACCCAGACUGGUUUGUUCUUUUGAAAUUGAAUAACAUAAUACUUCACAAAUUAAAUUUGACUUCUGAAAUCAAAGAUGAAACAAAAACCUGGAGAAAGGAGCGGUUUCCAUAAAAUUUCAAAUCAAAAUCCAAAAAUUCGCGAAAAAUUGAAAGCCCUAACGUCACCCAACUAGAGAGAGAAAGAGGAGAGAGAAAGAGAGCGAAUCACCGGUGACUCGGAAUGGCCUACCAGCUCAGAAUCGGCGAGUCAACUCGCGAAGAAGAAGAAGAUGAAGAAGAAGAAGAAGAAGAAGAAGAAGAAGAAGAAGAAGAAGAAGAUGAAGAUGAAGAAGAAACAGUGAAGCUUGAAGAAGAAGUUAAAGAAAUGGCGAUGAAAGUUGAAGAAUACAGAUCUACUUUGCCUGAUCACUUGAAAUCGUCUCUUGCUUCUGUUCUUUCUUCUCAGCGUCCUGCUUUCUCUUUCCUUGAUGAUGUCUCUCAAUCCGCUCCUUCCUGCGGGCCCAACUCAGGUGCAGAAUCUAGCCAUGGUAACUCCAGUACACAGUUAGAAGUUGAUGACAGUGAAAAAACGUCUGAUGAAGUUCAAUUGCUUAGAGAUAAGAUUUCUAGUAACAUCUCUGCAAUUCCCAAGGUUUUAAAAAGGAUGAAUGAGUGCAUUUCUAGAAUCGACAAACUUGUUUCUUCCAAUGAAACCAUUCAUCCUGUAUUCAAAAGGAAAAAGAGUUGAUAUACUUUGUUGUCCUAUUUAUCUUCUGGUUAGUAAGGGAUUGUUGUGGGUAGCAAAUUUCAUUGGUACAAUGAUUUUAUGACACUAGGCAAUAGGGUAUUACUGACAGGGAGCUGUAUAACAAAAAAUUAUAUCUCCAUUAUAUGUAAUUGAGUCACAAGCUAGUCCAAUUUAGUUAAUCUUAAUUCAUAAUUUUUUCUGGAAAUUGAGCAUGUGGAGGAAAAUCUAUUUGUUGUGUGUUUUCCACUUCACCAUUUAGCUAUUACCAGUGUGUUCAUUGCCAAAUAAUUUGGAACAAUUGGUUUUGGUGUAUUGCUGAAUCCUGUAUGCCCCCACUGGAGAGAGCUGCACGGUGCUUCCAGGGAGUUUUUCCAAUUUAGGUUGAUGGCUUUGAUUUUGAUAUUCUUAGAUCUUCCACAUGACAUUGUAUCUGAUGGCCAUGCAAUGGGGCUUGUAUCGGCUUGAUAUCAUUUGAUUUGUUGAGCUUAUGAUGCUGUUUAAUUUUUAGUUUUUUUAGUCCUUUAUAAGAGUCUGCUUAUUUCUCCAAUUGACUUGUAAUAUACGUAGUUCAAACAACUUGAAGGUGAUUUUGAAAACAUUCUGUAUAUAUGACAGAAACUUUGGUAUUCAUGUCAUUACCCAUAGCAAUGGUUAGAUGUUGAUAAUCUGCAUUAGUCAUUGAAUUUACCCUUUCCUUUAUUUUAUCUCAAUGUACUUGUGUGUCUGUAUCCCAAAAUAAGCAAAUUU